This is a messenger RNA of Ilyonectria robusta, 753 nucleotides long. RefSeq lists its product as uncharacterized. The annotation marks the transcript as partial. NCBI's taxonomy places the organism in Eukaryota, Fungi, Ascomycota, Sordariomycetes, Hypocreales, Nectriaceae. The record is from RefSeq and is a predicted model, not a curated record. The transcript has a single exon.
AUGCUUCUCCUAGAUAUUGCCACGCGCAAGCUUCUCCAUCACGGCCCCGCUACGGACUGGCCUGCCUAUGCCGCCGUGUCACAUUGUCGGGAGGAUUCAGAAAUCACCAUCAAUGACCUGCAAAGCCUAGAUACACAGGAUCUGAAAGCAGAUUCAAAGAGAGCGAGCUUCUCAUGGAUCAAUCGUGCUUGUUCCGAGGCUCUAGCGUUCGGCGUGGGAAAGCUCUGGGUCGAUUCAUUGUGCAUCGAUCGGUCAUCAACCGCAGCUCUGUCGGAGGCCAUCAACUCAAUGUUCCAAAUAUACCAGGGAUCGGAGGUAUGUCUGGUGCACCUCAGCGAUAUCGAUUCGGAGAAACAGCCACUCGACAACCCAGGGCAUUACAUCCAGCACAGCAGAUGGACGAGUCGAGUCUGGAUGCUCCAAGAGCUGAUUGCCUCUGAAAACCUGCAAUUUUACGACAAUCAAUGGAAACGAGUGGGAAAUAAAAAGUCUUUGCUUUCAUUUCUCUCUCGCUCGCUUCAAAUCGACAGGGUUGUCUUGGAGAAUUCAGAACAUCUCCUUCAAUUUUCAAUCGGGGAGCGGAUGUGUUGGGCUUCCGGGCUCUCAGCUAUUCGGCAAGAAGACGUGGCGUAUUCAUUGCUAGGCAUAUUUGGGGUCAGUAUGACCAUUAUUUACGGCGAAGGGAGCAAGGCAUUCGUCCGGCUACAAGAGGUGAUCCUUGAGAAUACCGACGACGCAACACUACUUGCAUGG